UGUUGAUAACAAAUUGGUAGUACUGGUACAGUAAGCGACGAAAUCUGUUGUCUGCCGAGAAGUGGUGGAUCGGAGGCCACUGUGAGUCAUCCCUGAGUCAUCUGUGAGUCGAUCCCGCGACAGAAUCUGGUUGGAAAAGCAAACAAAUUCAGCAGCUAUGCAUGGACGACCAAAGAGGAAAGGUCCAGACCUUAAAUUUAAGUUCACAGACAGUCAGCCACCCCAGCCUGUGGGACCUCCACGGGACCUGGACAGCAGAACAACAAUAACCAUGGAUGGCAAGGAUGUGGAAGUCUCGGCUGAUGACCUGGAACUACUGAAAGAAUUAGGACGUGGGGCAUAUGGUGUAGUGGAAAAAAUGAGACACAGGCCAUCAAACACAAUCAUGGCCGUGAAGAGAAUUACCAGCACCGUAGAUAGUCGUGAGCAACAGUACCUCCUAAUGGACCUUGAUGUCUCCAUGCGGUCUGGCGCAUGCCCCUACACAGUCCAUUUCUAUGGAGCGUUGUUCAGAGACGGUGAUGUGUGGAUCUGUAUGGAAGUUAUGGAGACUUCCCUGGAUAAAUUCUAUCCCAUGGUAUUCUCACAGGGAAAGUCUUUUCCAGAGGAAUUCCUUGGCAAGAUUGCAUUCUCUGUAGUGAGUGCCUUACAUUACCUACACACUGAACUUAAGGUUAUUCAUCGUGAUGUGAAGCCAUCCAAUAUUCUUAUUAAUAGACGUGGAGAGGUUAAGAUGUGUGAUUUUGGGAUCUCAGGUUACUUAGUAGACUCAGUUGCUAAGACAGUACAAGCUGGAUGUAAACCAUAUAUGGCUCCUGAACGAAUAGACCCCCAAGGUGUUCCCUCAAGCUAUGACAUUCGCUCAGAUGUGUGGUCUCUUGGGAUAUCUAUUGUGGAAAUAGCUACAGGUAAAUUCCCAUACAAGACGUGGGGUACACCUUUUGACCAGUUAAAACAAGUAGUGAUGGAUGCUCCCCCUCGCCUCCCAGCUGGAACUUUCUCCCCAGACUUCGAUAACUUUAUAGAGCAAGUCUUAGUCAAAGACUACAAACUGCGGCCAAACUACAUGCGUCUAUUGGAACACUCCUUCAUUAUGGCACAUGCAAAUUCUACCAGUGAUGCAUUUGCAGGCUUUAUCAAUGUAAAUUUGCCUCCAUUGCAACAGUGACAUCAAGCUCUUCUAGACUAGUUUGCUUUUUUUUCUUUUGUUACUAAUGUAUUAUUAGAUACAUUAAGGAUGAAUUUUUAUUAAAUAAAAACUUUAAUGAUUAGAUGUGUGAGAAAGAAUCCUCAUGUGUUCUGUGUACUGUUUCAAUGUACAAAUUUCCUUACAGGUUAUUAGAGUUUAUUGUAAUAUGUUUUAAGAGUAGGCCUUGUGGCACUGACUGCCCUGGUGACAUCACCAAUUUUGGUGACUUGUUAAAGUUGUGCUGUCCCCAUGUAAAUAGUUUUUAGCAUAUAUAAUAAAGAAGCUUUUUAA
Homarus americanus (American lobster) is the source of this 1480-nucleotide messenger RNA. RefSeq names its product dual specificity mitogen-activated protein kinase kinase 6-like (gene lic). The record is from RefSeq and is a predicted model, not a curated record. The transcript has 8 exons. Gene Ontology annotation, molecular function: ATP binding; MAP kinase kinase activity. The coding region runs from base 158 to 1168 and encodes 336 amino acids. Lineage: Eukaryota; Metazoa; Arthropoda; Malacostraca; Decapoda; Nephropidae. Gene Ontology annotation, biological process: stress-activated MAPK cascade; protein phosphorylation.